Messenger RNA from Bactrocera oleae (olive fruit fly), 1753 nucleotides. It is a transcript of the gene Sod2, whose product is annotated as superoxide dismutase 2. Gene Ontology annotation, cellular component: mitochondrion. The record is from RefSeq and is a predicted model, not a curated record. Lineage: Eukaryota; Metazoa; Arthropoda; Insecta; Diptera; Tephritidae. Gene Ontology annotation, molecular function: superoxide dismutase activity; metal ion binding. Gene Ontology annotation, biological process: superoxide metabolic process.
AUAUUUUUAAUAAAAUAUAUAUACACUUCACAGCAGUUCCGUUCUGUUCUAUUUACUUUCACAUCCGUAGUGGAAAAAUUGUACAAUGCUGUUGGCAAUGCCGUUUCCUUUCAACCUCUAUUCUGUUUUGCUUAUUUUCGUAGCGGUACUUCUCGUUUGACAGCUGACAACAGUGCACUUCUGGAAAGUUUUUGUCGUCUGGCAAAUAGUUCAAAAUGUUUUCUCUAACACGUACCGUCUCAAAUGCCGCAAAGACAGCUGUGCGCUGCAAGCAUGAUUUGCCCAAGUUGCCCUACGAUUAUGCAGCUUUGGAGCCCAUCAUUUGCCGUGAAAUUAUGGAAUUGCACCAUCAAAAACAUCACCAAACUUAUGUAAACAAUUUGAACGCCGCUGAAGUGCAACUUGCCGAGGCACAGCAGAAGAAAGAUGUGACCAAGAUUAUUUCGCUUGCACCUGCAUUGCGUUUCAAUGGUGGCGGUCAUAUUAAUCACUCGAUUUUCUGGCAUAACUUAUCGCCGGAAAAAUCGCAGCCUUCCAACGAUUUGAAGUGUGCUAUUGAAGCGCAAUUCGGCAGUUUGGAGUCGAUGAAAAAGGAGUUGACUACAUUAACUGUUGCCGUACAAGGUUCUGGCUGGGGUUGGUUAGGUUACAACAAGAAAACUAAUCAACUGCAACUGGCUGCUUUGCCCAACCAAGACCCAUUGGAAGGUAGCACAGGUCUUGUGCCACUCUUCGGUAUUGAUGUUUGGGAGCAUGCCUACUAUUUACAAUACAAAAAUGUGCGCCCUUCAUAUGUUGAGGCUAUUUGGGAUAUUGCCAACUGGAAGGACAUUUCCGAUCGUUUUGCUGCUGCUGCUAAGAAGUAAAGAGGAACCAAAAAUAUUAAGUAGCUCAAGCGUUUAUAUGUACCCUGUCAAUGGUUUUGUUGUUUAAGCUUUAAAUGUUUUGUGGCAUAUAACUUAUAAAACAAGUGUCACAAAACAAUUGUGAAGAAACUUGAAUAUUUCCGUACAUAUUCACUGUCAAACGCGUUUUUUUUUUGUAGUUUCUGAACAACUACUCAUUUAGAAAAUAUGAAUAAAUAAAUAUGCGAAUACAUUCAAAUAUACUUAAUUGAGUGUUCAUUAGGGAGAUCUAAAUUUCUACUAAAUAUUUAGAAAUAUACGUAUUAUAUAAAUAUAUAUAAUUUGUAAAUAUAUAGUAACGGGAUCUCUACUCUAUAAUUUUUCAAAAAUGCGCCAAGAAGUUUUUAAUAAACUUAACUAGUUACUAGGUAUUAUGUCAACUAUCUAUGAAACAAAAUGUAAGUUAAUAUUUUUAGUAUUGUAAAACACAUGAACAUUAAAACUACUAUACCUUUCAGUUUAGAUUAAAGUUAUACUUUUUUAAAUUUUUAUUUUAUUAAAAAUAAUUAUAAAUUUCUUUAAUGGCUUUCUGGCAACACAGUUUUAAUUUUCAUUCUCCAGUUUGUGUUCUUUUUGACAUUCUCUCCAUUUCGCUCAUUCGCAUCUGUCACCCCAAAUCGUUUAUGAUGAAUCACAAGAACUAAAACAAAACUACAAAAUUAUCGGCAGAAUUUUCCAAUCAGCUGGUUGUGCAAGGGAAAAACAAAAUAUAACAAGAUUUUUAGAAGAGGGGCGCAUUUGUGUAAUUGGAAAAUUUGAGGAGGUACAAACGAAGCUGGUACUUGCGCGCUAGUGGUAGCGAUAAGUUGUGUUGCGUUUCGCAGGCGCAUGCAAUAAAACAACAAAAA